Aplysia californica (California sea hare) is the source of this 2422-nucleotide messenger RNA. Its product is annotated as kinesin-like protein KIF6. The record is from RefSeq and is a predicted model, not a curated record. The transcript has 16 exons. Gene Ontology annotation, molecular function: microtubule motor activity; ATP binding; microtubule binding. The coding region runs from base 35 to 2020 and encodes 661 amino acids. Lineage: Eukaryota; Metazoa; Mollusca; Gastropoda; Aplysiida; Aplysiidae. Gene Ontology annotation, biological process: microtubule-based movement.
UUCCACUCACUCGUAUUUUCUUAUUGCAGCCUUAAUGUUCAAGUUCGUCCACGGGGCAGAAGGGUGUUGGAAAGUAUCUCUCAUGGAAGAUGCAGAUCAAAAUAUUCACCUGAAGAAUUUGUCAGUGCACCAGGCAGGCUCUGAAGAAGACUCUCUCAAUCUUCUUUUUAUGGGAGACACCAACAGAAUGAUUGCUGAGACCCCGAUGAACCAAGCCUCUUCUCGGUCACAUUGCAUCUUCACUGUUCACUUGACAAGCAAGCAAGAAGGAUCAGCCACAAUAAGGAAAGCAAAACUUCACCUUGUGGAUCUUGCAGGGUCAGAGCGUGUAGCAAAGACUGGAGUCAACGGUACACUUCUAACAGAGGCCAAAUAUAUCAACCUGUCUCUUCACUACUUGGAACAGGUGAUCAUUGCUCUGUCGGAGAAAAGUCGGUCUCACAUUCCAUAUCGUAACUCCAUGAUGACCUCUGUGCUUCGUGACAGCCUCGGUGGCAACUGUAUGACAACAAUGAUCGCCACCUGCUCCAUGGAGAAACGCAGCAUGGAUGAGUCCAUCUCGACUUGUCGUUUUGCACAAAGAGUUGCCAUGAUCAAGAAUGAUGUCACAUUGAAUGAGGAGCUGGACCCACGAUUGUUGAUUGCCAAGUUGAAGCGGGACAAUGCCGAGCUGAGAGAGCAGGUUGCUUUGGCAACAGGGGAGCAACUUUCAGAGGAACUCUCCCAAGAGGAAAUUGACAGAUGUGAAGAGGCUGUAAGAUUGUAUCUUGAUGACCCAGAUCCUGAGAGUGUUCUGACUGUAGGACAUGACCUUCGCAAGAUUCAAAAGUGCUUCAGAAUAUUGAAAAGAUUUGUUUUGGAGAGACCACCUGCUGCAGACCCUGUACAGUCAAAUCCAAUGAUGAGGGAAGCCACUCCGGAUAUUGGGCCAUACCGAGACACAGAAACAAGGAAACUGAAAGAACUGGUGGAACAGAGAGACAAUGAGAUCAACAUUUUAGUGAAUAUGUUGAAGAAAGAACGCCAGAAGGGCAAAGGGACGAUUGCCAACCGGCCUGCGACCAGACAUUCCAACCACUCUUCCUCUCAGAGAAGAGAGGGAAACCCAGAGCGAGUCAAUGGUUACUACAGUCAGGGAGAAAAGCCUUCUGCCAGUGCUGAAGGUCAGAGGUUAAGCAGCACCCAUCAAGAUCGGCCAGACAGUGAAAGUCGGGUAGAUCAACAAAGGCAGAGCAGACAACACAGGAGCUCUGUAGCAGCCAUUGAUAAAGAGGACAGAAUGAAAACAAAAAUAUUGGGCAACAUGUCUCUUGGUCGCCAGGAAGCAUUUGACAUUUUCAUGCGUGAUUAUCAUGAUCGGGACAGGAUUGACAUGAACAAACAGAUUCUCAAACAGCGCUAUGGAGAGGCCAAACUGUUGGGGGAAAAACUGAAUAAGUCCAAACAGAAAAUGAAUCAUUUGAAAAACUCCUUAGCACAGAUCCGGACUCAUCAAGAAAUGGAAGGACAAGAUGGAGAGAGUGUGAUAGAGAGAGAGAUAAAGGAGCAAAUGGAGGACGAGAAAAACAUUUACAAAGACACAUUUACUUCACUUCGGGCUAUGAAGUCUGAGAUUGAGCAUUUGCAGCAUUUCCUAGAGAAGUCCAAAGUUCAGCUGAUGAAAGAUUUUGAGUUGUGGUGGGCGGAGCAGACGGCAAGGAAUCAUCAGCUGGUUUGGCCAGAGGUCCCUCCCCCUGGGCCCAGUGGUCAAAGUGUAAUGGCUGCCUGGAAGACUCCACCCAUCACCCCUCCCACACCUGCCCCUAUCCCUGGUCCUCCUUCACACAGAACUUUUACUCGUGAAACCCCCUCUCCUGAUAUCAGGGGUAGCAACUCCAGACAAGAAAGGCCUCCUAUAAAGCCAUCUAUUGGAGGCUUCAUGCUGACCGGGGACAGCAAGGUGGAUGCAGAUAUACAAGCCUUUGUUAAGGCCAGGCAGAGCAUUCUUCAGAAAGUUCAAGAAAACCACAGAGGGCAGUGAGUAAACAAGGAUAUCAAAUUCUGGACCAUAUUUUGAAACUUACAGGUGAAUUGAUGACUGAAAGCGAUGCAGCGAAUGUAGAUAUUUUUAUAUUGAUUUAUUCCUGUAAUUUUGAUUUCUGCUAUUUAAACAAAAAUUGUUGUGCCAGCCAUUUCGUGAAGUUUAAAACAACAAAUUUCUUGUUUAUUCUAUUAUUUCCAUUGUAGAUGGACUCAUGUAUCUUUGGAUGAGUUUUGCGAUUCUUUUCCUCAUAUUUCUUUUAUGAAUGAAAAAAAAAUUAUUUACAAAAAUGUAGUAAGAGUCAGAUGGAAAUUUCAUUGUGUGAGUCACUGUAAGUUAGUGUAAGUGAGAUUUUUGUCUGUUCCAACUGUCUGUUUAAUAAACACGUGAAGUUGAAAGCUA